CGUAGGAUCAACAACUUCAUGAUAAAUAAAAAACAAUAACAAACGUCUACAAUUAUUCUAUUUAGUGCCCCGCCCACGUGGUUGAGAAAAAUGGCUGCAAGAAAGCUUACAAAGAGAAGAAGGACCAGGGAGGUCGGGUCUGGCCUAGCUGAGAUGUCAGUGGAUCAGUUCAUGGCUGAUGUGGAGGGCAGCGAUGACGAGAGUCUGCCAGUCAAGCCGGUGAAGAAACUCCGCAGUAGUGUAACUAAGAGAAAGAGACAGCGGAGUGAAGUAGACUCACAUGGUGACGCUCUGUCACAGCUGGCUGCCACUGACCCGGACUUCUUCCAGUUCCUCAAGGACAACGACCAAGAGUUGCUCCAGUUCACCAACGACAACGAUAAGAGUGAUGAGCGUCUGGAGAGUGAUGUUAGUGAUGCUGUGGAGGAGGGGGCGGACAGUGACAGUGAGGACAGUGUGGGCGUUCCUGAGCUGCGACCUAUGCACGUCACAAGUCAUAAGGAGGUUAUAAUGGAGUCGGACGAAGAGAGCAGUGACUCUGGUGACAAGUGUGAGGGUGGUGAGUCUAGUGACGAGUGUGUGGAGAGUGUAGGUGGGCGGAGGCUCACACGGGAGAUGGUUGUGGAGUGGGUGGAGUCAGUGCAGACGUCACAGUCCCUGCGCUCAGUCAAGCAACUCACCAACGCUCUACACUCGGCCAUAGCACAGAUGCUACAUAAAGACGACUCAGAGGACACCGUUUCCACACCGAUGUACCACAUAGAGAGCGCCAGUGUCUUCAAUCUCUUAGUCCUCUCCUGUCUGAAACAUGUUGAACCUUGCCUAUCCAUCCAUCUCCCACCCUCUCAGGGGAAGUCGACACUGUCCUCUAGUCACAAGGCUUGGCCUCGGGUCAAGAGAAUCAUCAAACCUUAUCUUUCCGACCUCCACUCGCUCAUAGCCAACCUGCGUGACCCGGCGAUGCAGUGUGCUGUGAUUAGAAAUAUUCGCACUCUGACCCGCUGUGUUGUGUGUCUGCCACGUGUGUGUAAAGGACUAGAGAAACAGCUGAUUGAGUGUUGGGCUUGUGGUGAUCAUCACGUUCAAGUUAUGGCCUUCCUGGCUCUGCGUGACAUCACCCUCAUCAAGCCACACCCAUCUCUCGGGGAAACUCUCAAGAAACUGUAUCUUGCGUUUGUGCGUAACUGCAAGUUCACGAGUGCAGAGACUCUCCCCCGGGUGAGGUUCAUGGAGAACUGUCUAGUGGAGCUACUCUCUCUGGACACACCCACCACCUACCAGCUAGGCUUCGUGUACAUACGACAGCUGGCCAUCCACUUGAGGGCAGCCAUCACCUCGGGCAAGAAGGACGCUCAACAGGCUGUGUACAACUGGCAGUUUGUGCACUGUCUGGACCUGUGGGGGCGUGUUCUAGGUCACCUGACUGAUACUAAGCUCCGCCCACUUGUGUACCCGCUAGUACAGGUGGUUCUCGGCACAGUGUCCCUCCAGCCAUCUCCUCGCUACUACCCUCUCAGACUACACCUCACCAAGACUCUCAUAGAGCUGGGUCAGAGCACUGACACUUUUAUACCAUCUGCACCGUUCCUACUAGAGGUACUAGAGAACUGCGGUGCAAAUGUGUCCUCAAAACUGCAGACCGGCAAACCUCCCGAUCUCUCGCUGUUGCUACGGGCAACUAAGACACAACUGCAAUCAAGAGCAUACCAGAGUGCUGUGCUGAACGGUUGUUUUGAGCAGUUGGUCUCGUUCUCGGCCGCUCACUCUCAUCUGAUUGGCUACCCUGAGCUUAUGUUUCCCAUAGCAACCCGGGUACGCCGUGUUGCCAAGACUACACCGUACUCCUGGCUACGACUCCAGCUCCAACAGUUAUUGGCUAAGGUGGAUGAAGUUGCCAAGGCAAUUGAGAGGGAACGAGAGAGAGUUGAAUUCUCUCCUAGUCAAAUCGACCAAGUUAGUGCGUGGGAGGCCUCAAGGAGGGGGAAGGAGAACGCUGUGAGGAAGUUUCAGAAGACAUGGACCAGUGCCCACGCUACAGUUACAGAGGUCAAGGGGUCAAGUAAAAAGCGUGUGGCCAAGAAGAAACGACACCCAGUCAGUGAUGACGAGACCAGUGAUGGGGGCGUGGUUAAUGAGGAUGUAGUGGAGGACUUUGACCUUUCAUCAGCGGAUAGUGACUGAUUAAGUUUAUUUUUGUGCUAUGCCAAUUAUGUACUCUUGGUUCAAUAAUAAUGUCUGAACUUAUAAUAUCAGCAGAAAACAAUUAUUAUUAUUUAUUAACAAG
This is a messenger RNA of Halichondria panicea, 2284 nucleotides long. RefSeq names its product nucleolar complex protein 2 homolog. Gene Ontology annotation, molecular function: transcription corepressor activity; histone binding. The transcript is spliced from 12 exons. Bases 91 to 2181 code for a protein of 696 amino acids. The record is from RefSeq and is a predicted model, not a curated record. Gene Ontology annotation, biological process: ribosomal large subunit biogenesis; negative regulation of transcription by RNA polymerase II. Gene Ontology annotation, cellular component: nucleolus; Noc2p-Noc3p complex; Noc1p-Noc2p complex. Lineage: Eukaryota; Metazoa; Porifera; Demospongiae; Suberitida; Halichondriidae.